AUGGUUGAGGAUUGGCAGUGUAGGAAUUUUGAGAAUGGGUUGAGAGGCGAUCUCAAACUCAUGGUGGCUCCGCUCUCUAUCAAGGAGUUCCCUGCCUUGGUGGAGAUAGCAAGGGUAAUGGAGAAGCUAAAAGCUGAAGUUGAAGCUCAACAACGGUCUCAACAGAAGGUGGGAGGACCAUCUGGGUCCACGAGCCGACAGGAUGAUAGGAGGAAACCCUACUCUAGACCUCAGCCUCAGGGGUCCAAGAGAUCCUCACCUCAGUCUCACCAGCAUCACUCUCACAGGCCGCGAUGUUUUCAUUGUGGAGGGCCCCAAAUGAGGAGUACUUGCCCUCAGCUUGGUGGUAGGCAGACAUGUUACAGAUGUGGCCAGGAAGGCCACUUCCUUAGAGAUUGCCGCACUGAUAGGAGUGUAGUGCCGAGGCCUCCGACACAGACUCAGCCACAACAGACACGGGGAAGUGCAAGACCCCAGGCACUGGCCGAGUGUACGCCAUGA
Molecule: messenger RNA, 501 nt
Organism: Vigna unguiculata (cowpea)
Lineage: Eukaryota; Viridiplantae; Streptophyta; Magnoliopsida; Fabales; Fabaceae
Source: RefSeq, a predicted model, not a curated record